CUGAAUCACCUCCACACGAGCUUCCCUGCGGACCAGAGUUCACAUUGCUUCGUCCAAACCGGAAGCGUAACCGAUGAGUCCGCCGUUGAAGCAUUUCUCACGAAGACCAAAUCCCAUUUCGGGAAACUGAACGGUGUCGCCAACUAUGCUGGGGUUCCGGCUAUGAAUUAGGCACAGAAGCCAUCUAGCAAACGAGUCAGGAAGAAUAUCAUUUCACCAUGGACGUCAAUGUAUGGGGAAUGUUCAAUGUGUUUACUGUUUCUUUAUGUCCGGGAUUCCUGGUGGAUGGUUCGAGCUUGGUCCAUAUCGGCAGUAUAUUUUCGCUUCAGGGCUUCAAGAAUGGAGCUGUCUAUGCAGCGUCGAAGCAUGCUGCUCUUGGAAUGGUGAGAAGCACAGCCAAAGAAACGGGCUCUCGGGCGAGAGUGAGCUGUAUUUUGCCUGCGAUUGACACCCCGAUGCACCAAGCGAACCUGGCCCGUAUCAAGGACUUUGAGCCUGCCCCAACAACAGCAAUUCACCGUGACGGAAGGGCCGAGGAAGUGGCAAGCGUGGCGGUGUUCUUGCUCAGUGACAAAAGUAGCUAUCUGGCUGGCGCUGCUUGGAGUGUGGAUGGAUGCGGGAGCCAAUGCCUAGCAGCCGAUGGGUCCAAAGAAAUUAGGCCAGCCUUGACUGGGAGAUAAAGAUUAUGUGUUGUAGAUUACUACGGGAGUUGCCCUACGUUUAUGUCAUGGUAUAUCUCUACUAUGAAGACAUUUGUAUCAAUC
Molecule: messenger RNA, 764 nt
Organism: Aspergillus glaucus CBS 516.65
Lineage: Eukaryota; Fungi; Ascomycota; Eurotiomycetes; Eurotiales; Aspergillaceae
Product: SDR family oxidoreductase
Exons: 2
Coding region: 219-680 (153 amino acids)
Molecular function (GO): oxidoreductase activity
Source: RefSeq, a predicted model, not a curated record